Messenger RNA from Salvia hispanica, 2130 nucleotides. Its product is annotated as casein kinase 1-like protein 10. Gene Ontology annotation, biological process: protein phosphorylation. The record is from RefSeq and is a predicted model, not a curated record. NCBI's taxonomy places the organism in Eukaryota, Viridiplantae, Streptophyta, Magnoliopsida, Lamiales, Lamiaceae. Gene Ontology annotation, molecular function: ATP binding; protein kinase activity.
UCUGCUCUCUGUAUGACCUUCCAGUUUAUUACCUUCCCUCUUUCUCUCAUUCUCUCAUUUCCCACCUUCCAUUUCUAAUUCCCCCUUUAAUAGUAAAUUUUUUAACACGGCAUAUUCCAUUUCCAUCCAACAGUUUUUUGCUGCAUUGGAAAACAAAUUUGUGCCAUCAAAUAUUUUCGCCCCACCAUGCAAAAAAAAAUUUCUGGCCUUUUCCGUUUCCAGCGCCUUCAUAGUCCCUCAUGUUGACUUUCUUUUCCUGAAUAUGUAGAAAAGAGUCUCCUUUUUCAUGGGUUUUCUGAUCCUUUUUGAUCCCGUUAAUAUUUUUAUUUAACCCCGCCUCAUCAUUCAUCUUCGCCCAUUAGUCUUAUUUUUUUUGUUUCUGAUUACAAUUUUUGUGGAAAAUUUUCUAGUGGGUGCAUUUUUGUUGGGUCAUUUAGGUUAAUGGGUUUGAAAUGGAUCUGAAGGGAGUGCACUGAAAUUUGAGAUUUUCUUUGUUUUGAUUAUCUUGAUUGCCUUAUUUUCAUUCUCAAUUGAUCAUUUGGGAAAUCAAGAAUGGAUCAUGUCAUUGGAGGAAAGUUUAAGCUGGGGAGGAAAAUUGGUGGAGGAUCUUUUGGGGAGCUUUAUUUGGGAACACAUACACAAACUGGUGAAGAAGUGGCCGUGAAGCUGGAAUCUGUUAAGACUAAACACCCUCAGCUUUAUUAUGAAUCGAAAUUGUAUAUGCUUCUUCGAGGCGGAACUGGGGUUCCCGAGCUUAGAUGGUUCGGAGUUGAAGGUGAGUACAAUGCCAUGGUUAUUGAUCUUCUUGGACCAAGCUUGGAAGAUUUGUUUAACUAUUGCAAUAGGAAGUUCUCACUGAAAACAGUUCUCAUGCUUGCUGAUCAAUUGAUUAAUAGAGUGGAGUUCAUGCACUCCAGAGGUUUUCUCCACCGUGAUAUAAAGCCAGAUAACUUCUUAAUGGGCUUGGGACGCAAAGCGAAUCAGGUAUACAUUAUUGACUAUGGACUUGCAAAGAAAUACAAAGAUCUUCACACUCACAAGCACAUACCAUACAGGGAAAACAAAAAUCUUACUGGUACAGCUCGUUAUGCUAGUGUUAACACUCAUCUUGGAAUUGAACAAGGCAGAAGGGAUGAUUUGGAGUCUCUUGGCUAUGUCCUCAUGUAUUUUAUCCGGGGAAGUCUUCCCUGGCAAGGACUGAAAGCGGGCACAAAGAAGCAGAAAUAUGACAGUAUCAGUGAGAAGAAGAUGCAUACAACGAUGGAAGUGCUUUGUAAAUCCUACCCAUCCGAGUUUCUAUCAUAUUUUCAUUAUUGUCGAUCAUUAAGAUUUGAAGACAAGCCUGAUUAUUCAUAUCUGAGAAGGCUUUUCCGAGACCUAUUUCUUCGAGAAGGUUAUCAGUUUGAUUAUGUGUUUGACUGGACCAUAUUGAAGUACCCCCAAAUCGGAUCCAGCUCACGGACACGACUAACUGGGAAACCACCUGCAAAUGCUGGACCAUCUUCAGAAAGGGUGGAAAAGACACCAGUGAAACAAGAAGCUCGAGAGAGACUUUCUGGUGCGGUCGAGGCAUUUGCCAGGAGAAACGUUGCUAGUCAUGGAGAUCACUUGAAACACAACAAAUCUUCAGAGGAUGUCCCAUCAUCCAAAGAUGUGCUAGCUGAUACUGAGAGAGGGCGAGUAUCCCGGAAUAGUGCCCCAAAGAGGGCAGUGGCAUCCGGCAGCCGGCCCAGCACUUCAGGUGGAGGUCGCCUGACAACCACUCAAAGACUACAGCCCGGUGCUACAAGAGGCGUCCGAGAUGAAACUCUCAGAAGCUUUGAGCUGUUGACAAUUGGGACGGGGAAAAGGAAAUAGUGGAAAUGUCGCAGCUCUGCACAGUUUUAUCUGGGGACCAAAAACGAUUCCCCGUUGGCCUUACCUGCCUCACAGGUCCAUGGUUUGGGAUCCCAGUUCCCAUUACGGGGCAGAACAUUAGUUAACGUCGUCGAUAUAUUCCGUCAUCAUUUAUGUCUCUCUUUCCUUUCUUACCUUGUCUAGUCAUAUGCAUAUUGUCAUGUAACAGACCAGGAUGACUAUGUUAAUGCCAUUGGAAUUAUUUUUAUAUGUAACAUUCAUCUUAUAAGGUUC